This is a messenger RNA of Arctia plantaginis, 939 nucleotides long. The record is from the annotation of a GenBank genome assembly. NCBI's taxonomy places the organism in Eukaryota, Metazoa, Arthropoda, Insecta, Lepidoptera, Erebidae.
AUGUCGAAAAAUAAAAUUGCGGCUCGCAUUGACAGUCAAACUGUGGAAGUUAAAACUAAGUUCGAUGCAGAAUUCCGUCGAUUCUCCCUAAGUCGCACAGAGAAGCUAAAGUAUGAGGACUUCAAAGCCUUGAUAGAGAAGCUAAACAGGUUGCAAGAUGUGGCCUUCCUAAUAUCCUACACAGACCCUAGGGACGGAGACCUGUUGCCUAUAAAUAAUGACGAUAAUUUAGCCAGAGCGUUGCUUACUGCACGACCACUGCUCAGAGUUAUCAUACAAAGGAAAGGAGACAGCUUAGAAGAAUUGAACGGCUAUGGCACAAUACGACCCCGAAACUUAAUUUCGUCCAUACUGAGUGGCACACCGGCCAAGAACAAAGGGCUCGCCAUCUCUAACCCGCAUGAUUUUAGAAUGGUGUCGGCAAUCAUAGAUGUGGAUAUAGUUCCGGAGACCUGCAGGCGAGUGAAGUUACUGAAGCAUGGCUCAGACCGACCGCUCGGAUUUUUUAUAAGGGAUGGCACCUCAGUUCGUGUAACACCGAACGGCGUAGAACGUUCUCCCGGCAUUUUCAUAUCACGAUUGGUGCCUGGUGGGUUGGCUGAGUCUACAGGCCUACUCGGAGUCAACGAUGAAGUGUUAGAGGUCAACGGCAUCGAUGUUUCUAAUAAAACAUUAGAUCAGGUGACAGAUAUGAUGGUAGCAAAUUCGUCGAACCUAAUCAUCACAGUGCGGCCCGCCAACCAGCGCGUGGGCCCGCCGCCGCCCGCCGAGACCGCCUCGCGCAACUCGCAGCCCUCCAGCGAACCCGACGAGGACAGGUUCGAUCAAGAUGAACAAGACGAGAUCGUAGAUCUCACGGCUGUCACAUUAGAGGACCAACCGGAGACCUCUUUCCCUCACAUCCCCUCGAAGGAUGACGGACAAAUUCUCCAUCUCUAG